Molecule: messenger RNA, 714 nt
Organism: Mauremys mutica (yellowpond turtle)
Lineage: Eukaryota; Metazoa; Chordata; Testudines; Geoemydidae
Product: tetraspanin-7-like
Exons: 1
Coding region: 1-714 (237 amino acids)
Cellular component (GO): membrane
Source: RefSeq, a predicted model, not a curated record
AUGGCCCUGCUCAAGCUCUCUCUCAUGGCCUUCAGCUUCGUGUUCUGGGCGGCGGGGCUGACCAUGCUCACCCUGGGCAUCUGGGCCAAGGUCUCGCUGGGCAGCUACCUGGUGCUGUCCGCCAACCAGUACCCCAACACCCCCUUCAUCCUGCUGGCCACGGGCGCCACCGUCCUGCUCUGGGGCUUCCUGGGCUGCUUCAGCGCCGCCACCGAGCACCGCUGCCUGCUGCGCACCUACGCCGCCUUCCAGCUGGCGGUGCUGGCGGCCGGGCUGGCGGCGGGGCUUUUGGCCUUGUUCUACCGCAGGGACAUCGCCGAGGGCUUCCGGGCCGGGCUGCGGGAGGCGGUGCGCGCCUACGGCGAGGACGAGCAGAAGGCGGACGCCCUGGACUCCCUGCAGCGCGCCUUGGACUGCUGCGGGGCCGAGAGCUACCGCGACUGGCUCGCCUCGCCCUGGUCCCUGGCGCAGCCAGGGCGCAACGGCUCGGUGCCGGGCAGCUGCUGCCGGGCGCGCCGGGGCUGCCAACACAGCCCGCUGCCGCCCGCAGCCCGCGGCAUCCACCGCGACGGCUGCUUCGCCAAGGUCUCCGGCUUCGUCAGCGACAACCUCUUCUACAUCGCCACCGCCGCGCUGGGGCUGGCGCUGCUGCAGGGCGUCGGCAUCGUGCUGGCCUGCCUGCUGGCCGCCCGCCUGCGCCCCGCGCCGCGCUGA